AUCGUCUCAUGUACAAUUCCAUGAUAAGCCGCCCCUUGCUACCUCUAGAUGGUGUGGUCUUCUCUCUCCUUCUCCAGCUUGUCUUUCUUAUGUGUAUGUAUCACAUCACCGAAUGCACAUGGGACGUGCAAUUUAACCGAUUUCCUGUCGUCAGUGUAUUGAAAUCCCCGUGGGGCGGUCUGGACGAGACGCUUAACAGGGCAGUCUCAUCUCUAUUCAGUCUCGUUAACCAGCUGGGCAGGUAAAGAUGAGCAUAUUAGAGCGAAAAGGAAGUUGUGCCUUCCAUUUCGAUUUACAAGGAACUCUGACUUGCUCUUUUACUCGGCCUGCUACGGUGUCUUCAGGCCAUGGUCACAUCCUAUAGCAGGAGAAGGUGGUUGGAAGGCAAUAUCAUCCCCUACAAAGAAAAUAUCAUAACCGAAUUGCUUAGAGUGCCAUCGACGAAGAUCAUCUACUAUGUAAGAAAAGAUCUCGCUUCCAUCCUAUGUAGAUGAGGCCAG
Molecule: messenger RNA, 500 nt
Organism: Neurospora hispaniola
Lineage: Eukaryota; Fungi; Ascomycota; Sordariomycetes; Sordariales; Sordariaceae
Exons: 1
Coding region: 9-245 (78 amino acids)
Source: RefSeq, a predicted model, not a curated record